UUUUCGACUAGAGGGGGAAUUGCUGGACAAAAAUGCAGCUGUUCAAGUAUUCAAUAAUUUUCGUUUUGUGGGUCGGAACCUGCCUCGCGAUUGGGAAAGAGGAUCAUUCCGAUUCCUUCGAAGCGUUACGAUUCGUUCAAGCAAUUCAAGGUCAACUUCCUUCCCAAUGGUUAGAAAGUCCGACACAUUGGCGAAAUUUGGCAAAGGAGGCCAUCCUCUCAAAAGAGCGGCAAGGUCCACUUGAGGCAGUGGCAAAAAAUGGGAUUUUCUUUAUCGGCGAUGGUAUGGGAUUAACUUCAGUGUCUGCCGCUCGGGUUUUUAAGGGACAGAGAGAUGACGGGGCAAGAUUCGGGGAGGAAUCCUCCCUCCACAUGGAGACAUUUCCUUACUCUGGACUCUCAAAGACGUACUGCUUGGACACUCAAGUAGCAGACAGUUCAUGCUCCGCGACGGCGUACUUAUGCGGGAGUAAGGCUCGAUUUUCCACAGCCGGGUUGUCACCGGGGGUCGUAUUUGGUGAUUGUCGAGGCCAAAAUAAUACCAACUUUCAUGUCUCAUCUAUAGUCGAAUGGGCUCAAGUUGGUUCACCAAUAAAUUUGAUGCAUGAAUUUGUCGUUAAAACGUUUAUCAAUUUCAGAGGGAAGGGAACAAUCCCUGGCGCCGCGAAUUGGGCUGGUAUUGCACAACGAAGUUGGGAAACCGACGCAGAUGUUGCAGAAUCGGGUAAGAAUCCUGAAGUUUGUCCGGAUUCGGGGAUCCAAUUAUUGAGAAAGGAAGCUGGACAGAGGCUAAACGUACUGCUAGGCGGGGGUCGGCAUAGAUUAACGCCCGUGGAGAAAAUCGACCCAGAAACAAAUUCCCCUGGCAAGAGGACAGAUGGAAGAAAUAUAGCGGAAGAAUGGCUCGUCAUGAAGGAAGGGCAAAGUGGGAUGGCGAGAUAUAUUACGGGACGAGAUGAACUCUUGGGAUUAAAUGUGUCAGAGGUUGAUGAUCUGCUGGGCUCGUUUGCUAUGCAAGGAUUACCUUGGAGUGACGAGCUGGAGAGAGAUAAUGACCCCACGAUGCAGGAAAUGGUGCAAGUUGCGAUUAAAAUAUUGAGUAAAAAUCCAAAUGGGUUUUUCCUUUUUGUUCAUGGCGGCAAGAUUGAUAGCGCGCAUCAUGCCAAUAGACCAGGUCGCGCGUUGCGGGAAAUUGUAGAAUUUGACAAAGCCGUCAAAACAGGGGACGAAAUGACGGACGAUCUAGAUACAUUAAUCGUCGUCAGUGCCGAUCAUUCCCACACGAUGGGAUAUUGUGGCUACAACGUGAGGGGCAAUUCCAUCCUACGUCACUCCAUUAUUCCCGCGGACGAUGGCUUUGUUUUUUCCACACUGAACUACGUUAACGGUCCAGGUCCCGCGUGGACAAAUCCGGACACCGGGCUCAGGCACAACGUUCUUUUGGAUAAUACAAGCAAUCCCAAUUAUGAACUCCCGGUUCCAGUGCCGCUAUUUUCCGAAGCGCAUUCGUCAGAGGACGUCCCAAUUUUUGCAAAAUAA
Molecule: messenger RNA, 1538 nt
Organism: Folsomia candida
Lineage: Eukaryota; Metazoa; Arthropoda; Collembola; Entomobryomorpha; Isotomidae
Product: membrane-bound alkaline phosphatase
Exons: 5
Coding region: 33-1538 (501 amino acids)
Biological process (GO): dephosphorylation
Molecular function (GO): alkaline phosphatase activity
Source: RefSeq, a predicted model, not a curated record